Molecule: messenger RNA, 991 nt
Organism: Labeo rohita (rohu)
Lineage: Eukaryota; Metazoa; Chordata; Actinopteri; Cypriniformes; Cyprinidae
Exons: 5
Coding region: 104-991 (295 amino acids)
Source: RefSeq, a predicted model, not a curated record
UGUGUCUACAGGAUUUUUCUACAAACAACAACAGUGUCUUUGCAAACGUCUUCAGUUUGCAAAACUGACUUUUGACUGAUUUUCAACUGAACUGCUAUAGGAUAUGUUUGGCUUGUUUGUUUUUUGCUGUUUGUCAUGUCUGAUUGUGUUUGCUGAUACAGAUGCAGUGAUGUCAGUGCCAGCAAUGAAGGGAGAUCCAGUCACUCUAGAAUCUGGUAUUACUGAAAUACAGACAGAUGAUCUGAUAACAUGGAAGUUUGGACAUUCAGAGACUCUAAUAGCUACAAUUAAUAAAAUCUCUGGAAGCUUCUCUACGUCUCCUGGUGAUGCUGUGGGAUUCAGAGACAGACUGAAGCUGGAUCAUAAGACUGGAUCUCUGACCAUCACAAACACCACAAGUUCAGACUCUGGACUUUAUCAAUUAUCCAUCAGAAGCAAGAGAAAGACCACAUACAGAUUCAAUGUUACUGUCUAUGAUCGUUUGCCUGUUCCUGCGAUCAACAGGAACUCUCCACAAGAUCCUUCAUCAUCACAGCAGAAUUGUUCAUUGUUGUGUUCAGUGGUGAAUGUGAGUCACAUGACUCUCUCCUGGUACAAAGGAAAGAGUUUGUGGUCCAGCAUCAGUGCAUCUGAUCUCAACAACCGUCUCUCUCUACCUCUGGAGAUUAAGUGCCUUGUUGAUUCCUACAGUUGUGUGCUGAAUGAUUCAUUCUUCAAUCAGACGACACAUCUCAACAAUGAUCUCUGUCAAUCAUGUCCAGUUACAGCAUCAAGCACAGAGUCUCCUCCACAAUCUUCCUCACAGUCACCAUUAAAGUCCUCUUCACAAACUCUCUCACAAUCAACUCCUUCACACCAUUCAGACUCUGUAUCUGUGGUAGUGCCAAUCUCUGCUGCUGCUGCUGUUGCUGGAUCUCUUUUGACUGUAGCUGCAGUUGGGAUGAUCUGGACCUGCAGAAAACACAAAAAAACUGAUCAAGAAGAGAGGUAA